Messenger RNA from Thalassophryne amazonica, 3420 nucleotides. RefSeq names its product muscle, skeletal, receptor tyrosine kinase (gene musk). The record is from RefSeq and is a predicted model, not a curated record. Bases 221 to 3100 code for a protein of 959 amino acids. Gene Ontology annotation, cellular component: signaling receptor complex. The transcript is spliced from 17 exons. Gene Ontology annotation, molecular function: ATP binding; protein binding; transmembrane receptor protein tyrosine kinase activity. Gene Ontology annotation, biological process: multicellular organism development; protein phosphorylation; positive regulation of kinase activity. Lineage: Eukaryota; Metazoa; Chordata; Actinopteri; Batrachoidiformes; Batrachoididae.
UGCCUGUAAAAACUUUGAGCGCAGCGGCACAGUGUCAGUGACUUUAGCGAGCAGCUGCUACUGUCCAUCACACUGUAGAAACACACUGGCUGAGGCUCAGUGUCCAGCUCAUGGCUGAUAGACAAAACAGACGCAAACACGCUCGACAACCACACGGGCCCAUCAUGGGACACUAGCCACCAGCUUUUAAUAGAGAGACAAAUGAACUCUUCGAGCCACGAUGAAGAACAUACGAAACAUUUCAGCCUUAUUUCUGCUGGUUCUGGUGACCUGGAGCGACGGGAUGCCGACAGCGCCUCGUAUCAUCACCUUAUUAGAAACCGUAGAUGUUCUACAGGACCACAACGCUACCUUCAUCUGUGAAGUGAAGUCCCAUCCCCCUGUUGACAUUACCUGGACCAAAAAUAACCAUCCAAUAAUGUACUAUGAUACCCGGUACAUUACCAGGGAACAGGGUCAGAUGCUGAUCAUCCCUCAUGUACAAGAAUCAGACAGUGGCGAGUACUGCUGCCUCGCCAAUAAUGGUUUUGGAGAUCCAGCGAAGAGCUGUGGCGCUCUGCAGCUAAAGAUGAAGCCUCAGAUUAAACGUCAUCCUACCAACUUAACACUUCUGGUUGAAUCCAAAGCAGUGCUGCCCUGUGUUACCCUGGGCAAUCCCAAACCUGAAGUGAAUUGGCUCAAAAACGACGAGCUCAUUAAGGUCAGUGACCGUGUCAGCAUUCUGGACUACGGUGCAUUGAAGAUCCAUAACAUCCAGAAGGAGGAUGCAGGACAGUACCGCUGUGUGGCCAGGAACAGCUUUGGUUUGGCCUUUUCGAAGCCCGUCACCAUCGAGGUUCAGAUUCCAGCACGAAUCCUGCGGGUGCCAAAGGACAAAAGGGUAGCAUUUGGUGGCCAGAUUUCCCUGGAGUGUAACGCCACAGGAAACCCAACACCCACCAUCACCUGGCUUGAAAAUGGAAAUACUAUCUCAGGUGCUUCGGUUGAGGAGACUUUGGUGGACGAGAUCGUCCUGUCUGUCCUGAAUGUGACGGUGAAUAAACCAGCUCUUUACACCUGCCUGGCUUCCAACAGACACAGUGCUGGUGCCAACACGGUGAAGGCGACUGCCAGAGUCACCGUAGAAGAGUGGAGACUGUACAAAGGAAGUGCAGGUUACUGCGGUGCGUACCGCGGAGAAGUCUGCCGCAACAUUCUGUCAGAAGAUUCUCUGGUCUUCUUUAACUCCUCGCUGUCAGAUCCGGAGGACAUGCAGGAGUUCCUGGUUCAGAGCUGGCGGGCGGAGGUGAAUGGACUUGGUGUUCCGUGUAGUCCAGCGAUGUGGUCCCUGCUGUGUCACACCUUGUUCCCAGACUGCAACCCUUCAGGGUCAGGACCUGCUCCCAAACCCGUCUGCAGAGAACACUGUCUGCUUGUAAAGGAGCUGUACUGUCUAAAGGACGUGAUGAUACUGGAGGCCAGCAAAUCGGUUCCACCUGGACUCUACAGUUCCCGAAUCAGGCCCAAUUCUCCUGGUUUGCUGCUACCAAACUGUCAAACCUUGCCAAGUCUUCAUCCAGACCCAGACACCUGUACACAGGUCUCAUUUAUCGACCUGAAGAAAGACAAAGUAACAACAACAUGUUAUAACAACAGAGGACGAUUCUAUCAAGGCGGUGUAAACGUGACGAGCUCUGGGUUACCAUGCCAACCCUGGGACAAACAGGUUCCUCACCAGCACCGUUUGUCUGUGGAUGUUAUUCCUGAGUUAUUGAGCUCAGAGAACCACUGCAGGAACCCAGGAGGCAUCAAUGACAAACCCUGGUGUUACACAACAAACCCCAACGUACGGUGGGAGUACUGUGCUGUGCCCCGAUGUGGAGAGAGCGGUUCAGGUCCAGAUAUGAAGCCAGAAACUUUGCCACCCCAUCAAACUCCUCAUUUGCCCCCAGCAGCAGCAUCCUCUCCAGGUUAUUCCAUGUCCAUCAUUAUCAUCAUCCUGAUCAUACUCGCCACUUCUGCCUUUGUUGUCAUUACUGUCCUCGCCUGCCGGCGACGGAGAAGAAAGUGGCGGAAUCGAAAGAGAGUGAUGGAGACCCCAACAUUGACUGCUCUUCCAUCGGAGUUACUGCUGGAUCGACUCCACCCCAACCCUAUGUACCAGCGGGUUCCCCUGUUGCUGAACUCAAAGCUGCUGGCCCUUGAGUACCCGCGCAAUAAUAUCCAGUAUGUACAAGACAUUGGUGAGGGCGCCUUCGGACGGGUUUUCCAAGCCAGAGCACCAGGACUAAAGGCCACAGAGCCUUUCACAAUGGUGGCUGUGAAGAUGCUGAAGGAGGAAGCUUCAGCCGAUAUGCAGAAUGACUUCCAGAGAGAAGCAGCGCUCAUGGCGGAGUUUGACCACCCAAAUAUCGUACGACUCCUCGGUGUGUGUGCAGUCGGUAAACCCAUGUGCCUGAUGUUCGAGUACAUGGCCCACGGUGACCUCAAUGAGUUCCUGCGGCGGCGAUGUCCUACCCAAUCGGUGCGCACCUUAAGCCACGCCAGCCUGUCAGGGCGAAGUCUCUCUUCUGACAUGGAGGCGGAGCCUCUGUCCUGUGUCAAUCAACUGUCAAUUUCCAAGCAGAUAGCUGGCGGAAUGGCCUACCUAUCAGAGCGCAAGUUUGUUCACCGGGACCUUGCAACUAGGAAUUGUUUGGUUGGAGAUGGAAUGGUGGUGAAGAUCGCAGACUUUGGUCUCUCUAGAUACAUCUAUUCCGCAGAUUAUUACAAAGCUAAUGAGAAUGAUGCAAUCCCGAUCCGCUGGAUGCCGCCAGAGUCCAUCUUCUAUAAUCGCUACACCACCGAGUCAGACGUGUGGGCUUAUGGUGUGGUGUUAUGGGAAAUCUUCUCCCAUGGAAUGCAACCAUACUACGGUAUGGGCCAUGAGGAGGUCAUUUACUACGUCAGGGACGGUCACAUUCUCUCCUGUCCUGAGGACUGUCCUCUGGAGCUGUACAAUCUGAUGAGGCUUUGUUGGAGCACACUCCCAUCGGACAGACCCAGCUUCAACAGCAUCCAUCGAAUCCUGGAGCGAAUGCAUCGGAACUGUGCCAACGCCGACAAUGAGUCAGACACUUGACUGCGAUUGUUUGUCGAGAAGCUCUUGGGUGCUCAUGUAUUUUGGGGCACAAAUCCUUGAAGUUGAACAGGACCUUGUUUGCCGAUGACCUUCAAUUCUCAUUACACUGUCACUAACUCUGGCUAUUUUUUAUGCAACAAGGACAAAACAAAAGAACAUCUAAGCUUCUAGGAAACAUUUUAACUAUUGAACUGCUCAUUGUAUGUCCUUGGAAGUUGGAGGAACCCAAAACAUGGCGAGCAUGCAAACUCCACACAGAAAGGACCAGGUUGGAAGCCAACCCAGGUCCUUCUUGCUGUGAAGCAACACUGCCAAUUGAU